Messenger RNA from Oreochromis aureus, 1047 nucleotides. RefSeq names its product ninjurin-1. Bases 7 to 522 code for a protein of 171 amino acids. Gene Ontology annotation, cellular component: membrane. The transcript is spliced from 3 exons. Gene Ontology annotation, biological process: tissue regeneration; cell adhesion. Lineage: Eukaryota; Metazoa; Chordata; Actinopteri; Cichliformes; Cichlidae. The record is from RefSeq and is a predicted model, not a curated record.
UUGGCUAUGUGCUUGCGGGUCCAGUCUUCUCUACCCCUACAGGAUAUUCUGCCACUUUGCUGCAGCCUGCAUCUGAGGUGUAGCAGCUCUUCGCACAGGGCAAAAAUGAGCAGCAGCAGCAACAGGUUAAGUGGCACCGAGACCACCCAUCCAGAUGCUUGGCCCAGAAGCCCAGCUCCUCUGAACAUGAACCACUAUGCCAAUAAGAAGAGUGCAGCUGAGAGUAUGCUGGAUGUGGCCCUGCUGAUGGCCAAUGCCUCCCAGCUAAAAGCUGUCCUGGAGCAGGGGCCAAGCUUCCACUUUUACACCCCCACCAUCACCCUAAUCAGCAUCUCUCUGUGUCUACAGAUCACAGUCGGGGUCCUGCUUAUCUUCAUAGUUCGAUGGAACCUGAAUGAUGAGCAAAAGCACCAGAGGCUGAACUUCAUGGAAAACGUGGCCACAGGUCUGGUGUUCAUCAUCGUGGUGGUCAACGUCUUCAUCACAGCUUUUGGGGUCCAUCGAACUAAUUACAACAACUGACCACGCACACACACACGCGCACACGCACAUACAGGCACAUCUAUGUGUGUGUAUGCUUUAUUUUCACAGUCUUUCAUUGCUCCCCUCUCUCUUUUCAAACAGGUAUUUUCUCUCCUGCCUUACUCUGCAGUUUGCUCCUAAAAACUUUCAUGUCAUCAGCAUGUUUUUGGUCCACUCCUCUUCUGACCGGACCUUCACAAUCACCUACGUGACCUACAAACACAGUGACCUCUCCAGGCUCGCAGAGAAAUUUCCACCAGAAAACAACUCAAACAAAAUACACAGCUGUUCAUUUACCAGAAAAUCAUUGUCCCGCAUGGCUGCAGGCACAGAGAGAAAAUAGCGAACAAGAAAGAAACAGCCGUAGCGACAAAGAGGUCUGGUACGUAAACAACACAACAUUUGUUCUGAAUGGACAAACAGGAAAGUGGAGACAGCAGCAGUCAGGACCAUGUGACCUCUGGCUGUCUGUCUCCUAUGCUGUCCGACAGUAACUCAAAGCACUAGCCAGACAUGGAUUCACAG